CCAACUGCGCGUAAAAGUUGUCCACUCCUCCCUCUCGGUCCAUGAGGCUGAUUUGGCUCCAGAUAUAAACACAGUGCUGCGCUCUGUCCGCGCUGCGCUCCUCCGUCUCCUCACAACCAGCGGGCACUUUGUCUCCAAGAGGCCGAAAAACCGAGAAAGAAGCGCAGGAGGCGACGAUCUGUGGCACAUUCCCCAGGAUGGAGGAGAAUUCUCCAUCCAAGCCAUCUGUGGCUGAGCUGGCUGGAAGGUUCAAAGGUCACAUUCUACCAAUGCCCACCUCAAAUGAUGAGCUGCCAUUUCGAAGACGACCUCCGUGUUCCCUGAAGUUGAAAAAUCAAAAAGAGGACAAUGAGGAAUCAGACAAAACUAUCGUCUCCCCAAAUCCCUUUAAAAUCAAGAUGAAGAACUCGCCCAUCAUCGAGAAACUUCAGGCCAAUCUUGCCCUGUCACCCACCGCUCUGCUGCCUUCACCCAAGAGUCCCGAGGUGAAGCUACAGCCGGCACCGUUGUCCCCCACCACACCCUGCAGCCCGCUGAGCCCCACGCUGCGGCCCUCGCGUCAGUCCAGUGAGGAGGAGGAUGCCGUCAGCUUCAGCAACCCUCCUGAGGGCACACCACUGCCGAGCUUCAACAAGACUCGUGCACGGCUUUCCUUCAAGAGGCGCCCGCCCACGAGACAGCACCGGAGGUCGGCUGGAGAGGAGUCUCUGUCCCCAUGCGAACUGUACAGCCCCAACGGAAAUGGGGACACGGACCAGGUUUUGGACAGCCCAGCAGAGGAAGCCGAAUAUGGACAGAAAGAAGCUGAAGAGAGGGACAGGGACUGUGAAAACACAGAGGAUGAAGCACUUCAGAGUGACCGAGGCCAAAGGAGAGAUCCAGAGGAGGAGCAGGAAGCGGAACAGCCCCACAGUUCAGAGACUGUGGGGGAGAAACAGCAGCCUUCAGAGCCAUGCCCUGCCAAGCAGAUAGAGGGUGAUGCUGAGACAGAGGACGGGCAGGAGGUGAUGGGUCAGGAGGAACACAAAGCAAGACAUGAGCUGUGAAUGUUUGUGUAAGAGAAAGAAUAUACAUAUGGAUAAGUUAUUCUAUGCUUUUGAUCAGAGAACUCUUUUGAAAGCUACUCCUGUCUCAAAUGUCUUGGCCCUGUUUGAAGUCCCUCUGCUACCAUCUCCCGGCCAUCGAUAGAACAGGUCUACAAACACUGGAGGCUCACGAGAAGCAGCUGAUGUCCACACACGGACACGAGCGUCACAGUCGAUACUGUCUCCAUUAUCAGGCAGAGGACAUUUGUGUCACGUUGACCAGACUCCUCUUUUUCCACGAUCAUUUUUUUUUUCUUUUCCAAGAUUCGACACGAGUCAAAGACAUUGUUAAGAGUGCACUUCCAUGUCAGAAGUCUCCAUCACAUGCACAGGACUUUUGGAAAUACUGAAUGCUGGGCUGGCGAAGGCAAACAAAAAUAUAUUAGAAAUAUAUUAUUAGAUUCACGUAGCAGAUAUAUAAUGUUCUGACAUCAUAACAAAUCACUUUAGGUCGAAAUUUAUGUAAAUUGCUUAUUUAGUUUUAUUUGGGUGUAUGUCUGUCUACUUCUCUGCUUGUCUUCUAUUUUGUAUUCUAUAAAAUAUCUAAAUCACAGAGCUACUGUGGAGGCUCAGGUCCUCUGAUGUUAUAAAUGCACAGAAAUGUUAAGAAAAUAAAACAGCCUCCUUCUCAAGUAAGAAAAACAGGCUGAGGUUACAUGUGUUUGGUCGAACACAUGUGGUUCACAUUACUUUGAAAUGUAGUCAGGUAUAGAAAUAGCUUGACAUGGCAAUUAUUUUAACUUUAUCCAUCAGAUUACAAAUCAAAACAAAACAAAACAAAAAACCCACAUAAUCUGAUCUGAAGAUUUAUUUGAUCAUUUUUUGGAUUUGUUUCAAAUCAAACAUUGCAAAUAUUCCACAUAAAUAUUUGUUUUUCACUUUAAACAUCUCAAGACUAAACAGAUGUUGUCCAGUAAUAUCAAUGAUGAUGAUGAUGAUGCCUACGUGUUGAAGUCUCUGCUGAUCACAGUUCUCCUGUAGACAGCCAAACUUCCCCCUUCUCCCGCUGGAUGAAAGAGAGGUUAAUGUUACUCGGUUUGUUAAUUCAGUGGCAGCUGAUAAAACAUUCAUUUCUUAUCUUAAAUUACUGAGAGGCUGGAAUAUUUGUUCAGAACAGAAUCAAGUAUUUUGUUGUGUUUGACAUAAAAAAUUGUCAGAUGCUAAUUUUAAUUACGUGCACCUUGGUGUUUUUUUGUUUUGUUUUUUUUGAUUAUGUUGAUUUUUGCUUACUGCUUUUCAUUUCCAUGAAGUACGCCACCUUAAAUGAAUGGAGUGAAAUAAAAUGGUAAUUCAGUCCAGUCAGCAGACUAGAAUCUUAAAUAUUGUCUUAAUCGUGGCAAUGCUUUGAUUUUUGGGGCGAAAGAGUUUUGUUUUUUGUUUUUUUUUUACAGCUUAACUGUGCUUGUUGUAGUUAAAAACAGUAAUAGAAAUAGUAAUUGUUUAUGUAACUUGCACUUUCUGAGGUUUUUUUUUCCCUGAGUACAGAGGAACGCACCCCUGCUGGGAAAAAAAAACAUCACAGACCAGUUUUGGUUUUGGUUCCGGUCCGUGCUGGUUUUUCCAGAAUGGACCACAAGCCCUGGACCUCCACUGAGCCUAAAACUGAUUAGCAGCAUGACUGCACCUGUUAGUGUAGGACAAGUUACAGCUUGAAGAUUUUUACAACUACAUGGAAUCAUGUUUUUUUUUCCUCCCCCCGCUGUAGCUUUUUCAGUUUUCAGCCUGAGCAGAGGUCUAAUUGCAAUAACUCAAAACAGCUGUGUGCCUGCAGGGCCAGAGGAUAUUCUAACAAUCCUUGAACCUUUUCAAAAAUAUUUUUAAAUGAAUCAGAGAAUUGCUUUGAUAUCGCUGUGUACUUGUACGACCUGAUCUUUAAGGACACUGCACCUUUUCCUCAGGGUAUUACCAGCAUGGUUUUCUAAUCCAUACAUGUGUACACCUGUGAUAUGUCGCCCUCUGCUGGGCUCCAUGUAGAACUGCAGUAAUUCAUAAUGGUAAAAAUGUAUUCCAGUCUCCCUGAAAUUUGGAGGCUACUUUAUCUGCAAACUGCAUCUUGAAUUAGGCUUGUGUGACUUAAUUUGUGUGUAAAAUCCCCAUGUUUAAAAACAUGUUCAUUGUCUUUUUAGAACUGUUUUUUAUACAGAAUGAAGUUAAAAGCAGGUGCAGCAACAGGUGACAUAAUAUGAGUUGUGUGUUUCUCACUGUGAAGGAAGAUCUAAACUAAACACAAGCAAGAGAGCAACAGCCAUGUGACCCCUCACACACAGACCACAUGCUUUGCUUAAGUAAAUAUUAAUCAGUCGUAAAAUCUUCCAGACCUUCACCAGCAGGGAGAAAAGCUGGAUAAGGUGUCACCUGACAGUGACACUUAAAUAAAAGUAUGUGUUUACACGCAGUUUCUACUAAAUCUAUCUCGACCGUAAGAAGCUUAAGUCGAUCUACAGAAGAUACAUGUCCUGUUCAUGGUCCGGGUCACGUCCCCUCCCAACACAGUUUCUAUCUCUCUGUACGUCUUGACAACGCCUUCCC
Acanthopagrus latus (yellowfin seabream) is the source of this 3614-nucleotide messenger RNA. RefSeq lists its product as uncharacterized. Bases 198 to 1046 code for a protein of 282 amino acids. The transcript is spliced from 6 exons. Lineage: Eukaryota; Metazoa; Chordata; Actinopteri; Spariformes; Sparidae. The record is from RefSeq and is a predicted model, not a curated record.